Molecule: messenger RNA, 4101 nt
Organism: Balaenoptera ricei (Rice's whale)
Lineage: Eukaryota; Metazoa; Chordata; Mammalia; Artiodactyla; Balaenopteridae
Gene: SHISA6
Product: shisa family member 6
Exons: 5
Coding region: 1-1605 (534 amino acids)
Biological process (GO): regulation of short-term neuronal synaptic plasticity; regulation of AMPA receptor activity
Cellular component (GO): AMPA glutamate receptor complex; dendritic spine membrane; postsynaptic density
Source: RefSeq, a predicted model, not a curated record
AUGGCGCUGCGGCGCCUCCUGCUGCUGCUGCUGCCGCUGCUCUCGCUCCAGCCCCUGGACCUGCUGCCCGGCGCCUGGGGCGCCCGCGGCCGCGCCGCCAACCGGACCCUGAGCGCCGGCGCCGCGGCCGUCGGGGGCCGGCGGCCCGGGGGCGCCCUGGCCCGGGGCGGCCGCGAGCUGAACGGCACCGUCCGGGCGCCCGGUGGCCCGGAGGCGGGGAGCCGGCGGGGGCAGCCCGCGGCGGCGGUGGCGGCGGCGGCCAGCGCGCCCGUCACCUACGAGACGUGCUGGGGCUACUACGACGUGAGCGGCCAGUACGACAAGGAGUUCGAGUGCAACAACAGCGAGAGCGGCUACCUGUACUGCUGCGGCACCUGCUACUACCGCUUCUGCUGCAAGAAGCGCCACGAGAAGCUGGACCAGCGCCAGUGCACCAACUACCAGAGUCCGGUGUGGGUGCAGACGCCCAGCACCAAGGUGGUGUCGCCGGGGCCCGAGAACAAGUACGACCCGGAGAAGGACAAGACCAACUUCACCGUCUACAUCACCUGCGGGGUGAUCGCCUUCGUCAUCGUGGCCGGCGUCUUCGCCAAGGUCUCGUACGACAAGGCCCACCGCCCUCCUCGGGAGAUGAACAUCCACAGGGCUCUGGCCGACAUCUUAAGACAACAGGGACCAAUCCCCAUAGCACACUGUGAAAGAGAAGCUAUCUCGGCUAUCGAUAGCUCUCCCAAAGAGAACACGCCGGUCAGAUCAUCCUCCAAAAACCACUACACUCCCGUGCGCACGGUCAAGCAGACUCCAGGACAUUAUGGGAAGGAUGCUUACCGAAGUGGAGGACCUGAUCUCCAUAACUUCAUCUCAUCUGGAUUUGUCACGUUAGGAAGAGGACACACGAAGGAGAAGCCUCGGAUGAACAACAUCCUGACAUCGGCCACCGAGCCCUAUGACCUCUCCUUCUCCCGCUCCUUCCAAAACUUGGCCCACCUGCCCCCAUCCUACGAGUCCGCAGUGAAGACCCAUCCCAGCAAGUACUCAUCCCUGAAGAGGCUAACUGACAGGGAGGCAGACGAGUAUUACAUGAGAAGGCGGCACCUGCCCGACCUGGCCGCCCGUGGCACCCUCCCCCUCAACGUCAUCCAGAUGUCCCAACAGAAGCCGCUGCCGCGAGAGCGACCCCGCCGGCCCCUCCGGGCCAUGUCGCAGGACAGGGUCCUGUCCCUGGAGCGGAGCCUGCCGGAUGAGUUCUGCAUGCCCUACGACCGCAUCCUGUCGGACGAGCAGCUGCUCUCCACGGAGCGCCUGCACUCCCAGGACCCGCUGCUGUCCCCGGAGCGGACGGCCUUCCCCGAGCAGUCCCUGUCGCGGGCCAUCUCGCACACGGAUGUCUUUGUGUCCACGCCCGUGCUGGACCGCUACCGCAUGACCAAGAUGCACUCCCAUCCCAGUGCGUCCAGUAACUCCUGCGCCACCCUGGGCCACAGCCAGACGGCGGCCAGGCGCCAGGCCUUUGCCUCACGCAGACACAACACCGUGGAACAGCUCCACUACAUCCCAGGCCACCACACCUGCUACACAGCCAGCAAGACAGAAGUGACCGUGUGACCGGCGGGGCAGGCAGGCCAGGGGUCGAGAGGGGCCUGGAGCAGAGCUUCCGGCUCUGGAUGGCUCCCUUCCCUCAACCCCUCUGUAGGAGCUGGGGGUGCACCGCCUUUGCCCGGAAAGCCAUAUUCCUGGGACACGGCCGGUGGCCUGGCACAGCUCACUCGGACCUGGGAUCUAGAGCGAUCACCCUCACUCUUCCAGAAGAAGGGAAGGGGAGGGAGGAGUGGGGCUAGGCCCCAGUCCCGCCCCCCUCCCCCCACUGUCACCAACUCCCUUUCAGUCCCACAUCCCCUCUCCCCGUGCUGGAGACCCUGGCCUGACCCUGGCCCGAAGCUGCCUGGGUUUGAAUUGGCCAGUGGGUGCAGUCAACGGGCUGACCCUGACCGAAUAGGCUACUCGGUCUCAUUCAUUUACUUAAAACCGCAUCACAGAAAUCUUCUAGUGCCUAAAAACUGCCUGCUCGCUCUCUCAGAGCCAGGGAGCUGCUGUGUCCAUAAGCACAAUAAUGAUUCUCUUCUGCCUGCUGGAACUCUCUGGUCCCCACUGGGUGGCCCUUCCUCCGCCGACGCCCUGGGGCCCUGUGCCCCUCCCCUAAGCCCCGGGACAGCGAGGGGUCCCCUUCCUUCAGCUGCCUCUCCAGGGGUGGGAACCCCGCCCCAUUCCAGCUGGCUGCCCCGCCCACAAGGCUCUGCCCCUCCCCCAGCCUUAGAUUCCACCCCUGGGUUCGCUGGGGCUUUGCUCUAGUCCUUCCAGAAGAGAGCAGGGACGGGGUGCAGGGACUUCUGGGGUGCCCUCCCCAGCAACCUGGUGAUCUCCACACUUCCUCCAGGCCUCUAGGUCUGAACUGUGACCUGCCAAUCUGGCCUGCCUUCCCCUCCCCUGCUCUUCUCCCAAGAGGCGUCUGCCCCUGGCCAGAGAGCGGAGGUGGGGAGGCCACUGUGACGCCCUGGGCCUCAGGGGCUCGCCAUUCCCAUCGCCCAGGGCUCCCACCACGCACGUCAGGCAGGACAGAGGCUCUGGCUUCUAUAGAGGGGCAGCUCAGCCCCAGCCAAGGAGGACCCCAGGUGGCUGUCCUGCGCCUUGCCUGCUCCCCUCUCCCCAUCACUGCCCCCCUGCUUGGCCCCUUCUCUGUUUAGAACUUGCUCUCUCUGCCUGUUUCCCCACCCCUCCCCCACCUCCCAUUCUCCUGCAGCUCCAUGACUCUCUCCCGGCUGCUGCUUCUACAGACCAGUGCCUCCUUUGGAUCAAAGGGACAGAGACCCAUUAGCAGACGCAAAUAAUGGUACUCCAGGCUAUUGGUCUGGGAGUUAACUGGGUAGCUCCCCAGUCGCUCCCCUGAAGGGGGCAUUGGGCGCCAGGCAGAUCCAUGCCCUCAGCUCUACUGGGGGGCUGCCCCCGCCAGCCCAUCCCUUCUCUGCCUCCAGCCUGGGGGGUGGGCAGGAUAUGACAGCCACCUGGAGAGCAGACAGUGAACAAAGCAGCAUCCACUCCCUGGAGACUAGAGCCUGGGGUGGGGGAGAGAAGGGGCUCCCCCAUUCUCAGAGCCAGGGUACCUCCCUGGGCUGGAGCUGGGGGAAUCGGCUUCAGACUAUUGGGUGAAGGUAUGAUACUAAAAAUGUGACUGCCGUCACAGUCAGACUCCAAAAGCAAAGACCUUAAACUGGGAUUUUAGAUCCUCAGUUCCACAUACAAUAUGUAUGGCCCUUUAAAAAGGGGGGCGGGGCAGGGAGACCUCCCCAGUGUCAGCCCUGGGAAUUUUUAAUCUAAUCCACAGAGAAAUCAAUUGACUGAUUCCUCUUACUUAUUCAAGAAUUCCAAAGCUCUUGUUCCCCCCCUCCCCUCAAGGCUCACUAUCACAUGAAUCAGGAGGGGAUUGAGCUGGGGGUGAGGGACACAGCCCUGAAGUCCCCAAUGGGGCAGUGUCACUGGGUCUGUGAGGCUGUGAGGACAGGGAUAAGUCUGCUUUCCUUCCUUACAAACACAUAAACCUUCUCAAGGGCUGGUCCCUAAGGGUUUAUGAGACUCUUUGGUCCAGAAGGUGAGGCUAAGAGGGUUGGGCUGGAGGCAAUCAACUGUUCCUGGAAACGAACGUGUGUCUGUCACAGCUGGUCCCCUCUGCCCACUGCUCUCUAAUCCAGCCCUUCAAGUCCCCUUGAAGGCUGCCUGCUGGGGCAGAGGGGAAAGGACGUGAGUGGGUGAGAAUCCCCUCCCCGGGUGUCUGCACACACAUAUAUCUGAACCAGAAACCCGAUUUCAUUCUGUGUCUGAAGCAUCAUCUCAGCACCAAGUCCUCCAGCCCUCAGGACGAUGCUCCUCCCAGCCCUGUGUGUCUGUCUCAGGGGUUGUUUGAUAGAUUGAUUCCAAAACAUUUCUCAUCCCAGCAUUCCUGCUGCCCAGUUUAAAACCUCUGGUAUCACUCGGAUCAAAAAAUUCUACCUGAACCAUUACUUCUUUUAAAUGAUUCUUCUGCUUCACCCUUGGGCUUGGAAGGAGUGA